Molecule: messenger RNA, 1311 nt
Organism: Osmia bicornis bicornis
Lineage: Eukaryota; Metazoa; Arthropoda; Insecta; Hymenoptera; Megachilidae
Product: odorant receptor 46a-like
Exons: 4
Coding region: 50-1111 (353 amino acids)
Biological process (GO): detection of chemical stimulus involved in sensory perception of smell; sensory perception of smell
Cellular component (GO): plasma membrane
Molecular function (GO): olfactory receptor activity; odorant binding
Source: RefSeq, a predicted model, not a curated record
CUACGCCCCUUUACAAAGGAUUUUGUAUAACAUUUACGUAAAAAUCGGGAUGGUCUUCUUAUACGUCCUUUGCAUCGCUCAAAUAUUAGACAUUAUCUUGAACGUGGAGAAUCAGAACGAAUUUACUGAAAAUUUCGCUAUCACUUCGACAGUGUUCAUGAUCGCAUUGAAAUUCAUCAUGAUAUCAACGCGACGUGUAAACAUCUUAAUUUUAAUCGAACAGCUGGAUAAGGACCUUUUUUCGCCUGUGACUAAGCAAGAAAUAAAAAUUCGAUCGGAAUUCGAUAAAAUAAUCGAAUGGACUACCAAGGCAUAUACAAUGAUACUCGGCUUUUUCGCGUGCGGGAUGUUUCUUGCAACGAUUGCUAUUGAUUUCAAGGGAAGAAAAUUAGUCAGUCGAAUCUGGACACCUUACAACUAUUCGUCUACAAGUUCCUAUCUCCUUACUAACGCUUACGAAUUCAUAUCAGCGAUAUUUGCUGUUUCCGUAUCUAUUGCUUGUGAAACCCUUUACGCAGCUUUGUUACUUCACAUUUGUUGCCAGUUCGAAAUUCUUCAGCAUCGUUUUAAGACUCUCGAUGGACAAGAAAAUUAUAUGGUGAACCAGUGUGCUUCUCAUCAUCAUCAGAUAUACAUGUUUGCAAGAAGGGUUAACAGUGAGUUUAAAGGAAUUGUAUCGUGUCAAUUUUUCACUAGCAUGUCAGUGCUGUGUCUAAAUCUCUACCAAAUGACGAAUUCAGAGAAAUUAUCAAUGUGCAUGAAAUCAGUGCUCUACUCGAUAUGCGUGUUCUCGCAGAUAUUUUAUUAUUGUUUCUACGGGAAUGUAGUCACAGAAAAGAGUACCGACUUUCCUGAUGUAAUAUUUGGCAGCGAUUGGCCGUCGUGGAACGAUAGCUCUAAGAAGAUUUUACUGAUGGUCAUCAGGCGUUCAAGAGUACCCGUCGAAUUUACCAGCAUGCACGUGGUAUCCCUGAAUCUGAAAUCUUUUAUGUCGGUCAGUAGCAAGUAUUUACAAUGUCAACUAUACGCUUCAAUUUAUUUACUUCUCUUUUAUUUGCAGCUAUUGAAAACCUCUUACUCCGCGUUCAACCUGAUGCAAACUGGUCGAUAAUUAAAAAAUAAAAAAAGGAAUGAUUUGUGAAUAAUUCAAUGAAUACUCAAUUAAACGCGUCACGUAAUAUUGCAAUAACACUUAGAAUUGUUGAUUUUGUAUUUUGGAAAAACUUCUUUUACAUUGUAUUCAAAAUUAAAUUGUCAAAAUGAAACACUUUUAAAUUUUUGGACCCUUUCCAACUUGUAUCUAACAUUCAG